Messenger RNA from Rhagoletis zephyria (snowberry fruit fly), 1455 nucleotides. Its product is annotated as Down syndrome cell adhesion molecule-like protein Dscam2. Gene Ontology annotation, molecular function: cell adhesion molecule binding. Lineage: Eukaryota; Metazoa; Arthropoda; Insecta; Diptera; Tephritidae. Gene Ontology annotation, cellular component: plasma membrane; cell-cell junction. Gene Ontology annotation, biological process: cell-cell adhesion. The record is from RefSeq and is a predicted model, not a curated record.
UUGCCUAGACAAUAACACAAAUUACCGAAAACACAGUCACGCGCGAGAAGUAAAUCUAGGCCACAGGACGGUGCUAUCAACAACGAUUUGUUUGACAGGACAUCGCUAAUAUCCUUUUGACUUUAAUAAGUGUUUAAGUAUGUACCUUCAAAAGCAUCCUCUGCUUGUGGAAUCACAAUUUGUAGCAGGAAACUAUUAAGAAAAUAUUACAUAAUAGCUGCCAUUCGCACAACAAUCUUCGGUAUAAAAUGUAAGCAUUUGAUUAGUAAUCUCCAUCAACUGGCUUUGGAAACAAAUUUAAACAUUUAUAAUGGAAAACAUCUUAAAGCAAAAAUAAUUAAAGAUCAAUGAGCAAAAAAUUCUAUUGGAGCAGUGUUAAAGAGUUAUCUUUCGCUGAGAUUCUAAAAUUUAUAACAGAACUGCAACAACUAAAAAGCCGUAUAACUAACAAAAAUAGCAACAGUAAUAUUAUUGAUGAUGUAUUAACAGUGUAAUGGAAAGCCUAACAAUUCUUCAAAAAAAAUGGAGUUGCACAGCCUUUUUAAGGCCAUCCUGAUCGUUUACGCCAUUGAAGCUGAUCUUGGCACAAUUGCAAAUGGGCUUGACCUGCAGGGACCAAUAUUUCUUCAUGAGCCACCACAUCGCAUCGAAUUUUCAAAUAAUACUGGAGGUUUGAUUGAAUGCUCUGGACAUGGUAGUCCUCCUCCAGAGGUGGAAUGGACCCCAAUACCUCCACAACAAGAUAUGGUAUUUACACUCUCGAAUGGUAGUCUUAUGUUCUAUCCCUUUACAGCGGAGAAGUACAGACAUGAAGUACAUGCUACAGUUUACAGAUGUCGUCUUCGUGAUUUACAGCUGAAUCUGCUUCAGCAGACGGUUGGUCUUAGAGGAAUUGUCAAUCAAAAAUACACAGUUCAAGUUCACGAUGAAUACGUGAUGACUGGAAACACGGCGGUAUUGAAAUGCCAGGUGCCCAGCUAUAUGUCGGAGUUUGUUAUGGUAACAGCUUGGGUCCAAGAUACUGGCAUGCAUCUCUACCCCAACACUGACAUAGGUGGAAAGUAUACAGUAUUACCUAACGGGGAACUGUAUAUAAAUAACGCGGGACCCAAUGAUGCAUUUAAGAGCUAUACUUGCCGCACCGUUAAUAGAUUGACAGGUGAAAUACAAAUAUCUACAUAUCCUGGGCGCAUCAUUGUCACAGAUCCAAAAGGCAUGGUGCAACCGCGUAUAAACGUCGAAAAGCAUUCUCUGCGACAUGUUGUUCUUAAUGGACAAACAACGUUGCCAUGCAUUGCUCAAGGCCAUCCAGUGCCAACAUAUCGCUGGUUCAAAGAGGAAAACGAACAACUAUUACCUCUGCAACUGAGCGAACGCAUCACAAUAGUUUCUGCCGGUUUGCUGAAAAUUGCAAAGGUAAUGCCAAAUUUUACUAUAUAAAUAUUCAUAUAUGCU